Messenger RNA from Manis pentadactyla (Chinese pangolin), 5093 nucleotides. It is a transcript of the gene NLRX1, whose product is annotated as NLR family member X1. NCBI's taxonomy places the organism in Eukaryota, Metazoa, Chordata, Mammalia, Pholidota, Manidae. The record is from RefSeq and is a predicted model, not a curated record. Gene Ontology annotation, biological process: negative regulation of canonical NF-kappaB signal transduction. The transcript has 9 exons. Bases 1648 to 4572 code for a protein of 974 amino acids. Gene Ontology annotation, cellular component: mitochondrion. Gene Ontology annotation, molecular function: protein binding.
CGGCGCGGGGGCGGGUGCUGGGCCGCUGCUGAGAGUUCACUGCCGGGAAGGGCAGGGCAGGGCCGGCGCGCUGAGUGGUGGGUAGCCGGGCAGGCUCUGCAGCCUCCUGGAGCUGGGAGAGCUGUUUGGGACCCAGUGCGGGGAGACGAGUUCUGGACCUGGGGGACCACAGACUCUGUACUUUCCCUGCUGUGCCUCCUCCUUUUCUCACUGCCCCGGAGCCCUGGGGGGAUCUUUGGAGAAUUGCUCUAACUACCCCAAUCCCCUCGGCCAAUUCCAUCCUGAGUCAGUAGCCCUGGAAUCCGAUUUUAUCCCACUGAGCUAGUUUCCCCGAGCUUUCUCAGCUUUCCAGGGCCCUCCCUUAGCCCUUCUCCAGCCCCUGGGACCCCUGCCCUGAGCCCCAGCCUGCUCCUCCCCCGGUUGGCCCUGCUGGCAGGUGGGCCCACACCACCAGUUCUCCCGCAGUGCGCUCUGCCCUCGAGGAGCCACACCUCACUGGAGUCCAGGUGCCAACAAGCAGCAGGCUCCAUUAACGGGGAGAUCCGGAGGGGUCAGGAAAGACGUCUGAGGAGACAGGACUUUUGGGCAGGUCUUAAAAGACUGGGUAGGAUUCUGACAGGGGAGGAAGGUCAUUUCAAACUGAAGGAAGUGCACGAACAAAAUUAGGAAAGUUUCAGCAAGAAUUCAGAGGGUUGGGGGCAAGCUCAGAAAAGUGGCUUGUGUGGGUCAGGUGCCUGGGCUCUGUAUGUAACUUAGGACUUCAGGGAGGUGACUGGUGGCUGGGUGAGGAAUUGAAAUGGGUGAGACUGAACGCAGAGGCCAGUAGGAGAAGGGAGUCCCAGAAGUCUGCGGAGAAUCUGAGGUCCUACAGGAGCAGUAGCCUCAUGUAGUACAAAGGCUGGCAAAGCAGGGGGUAGGACUGUUUCCACCAUCUGAAGGAGGGGAGAAGGGCUUCAAGACAAAGAGGCCAGGUUUCUAGUGUAAGUGGUGUGAUGGGAAGAUAUGCAGUGAAGGGGAGGGGCAAGGAGUUCAGUUCUGCAGUUCUGAAGUUUAAAGCAUGGACAAGGUAUCCAUCUGCUGAUGUCAAGUGGGAAGUUCAUUUAUUUAUUUAUUCAUUAUUUAUGCCAGCCUCAAAGUCAUAGAGAAGAGAAAAUGAGAAAACCAUUAAAACUCAGCUAGAAGGACCUGAUAGCUAGGGAACAAACACAGAGCAGGGAGAUGAUUGUCCGUGGAAAAGGUAAGCUCAGAAAAGUCACUGAAAAUGCACACUGGACUCAUCUGAGCUUGCUGGCAGCCAAGCCAAAAAAAAAAAAGGACACUUAAAUAAAGCAGUUCACUAGGCUGGAACUCAGGAGAGAGGCGUUAGUGAAGGCUCAGGGGAGAGCCAAUAGGUGGUAGGAGAUAAAAUGGGAUCACUCAGGUGGGGGACUUAGGGAGGCGAUCUGAGGGCCAUGGUGGGGCUUUGGCGAUGCUGACGCUGGAAAGGCUGACACUGUUCUGAGGACGAAGGCCCUUCCUUGGCCUGCACGGGGCGGGGCGGGCAGGAAGGUGGGGGGUGUAUGUGGUCCAUCCACACCAGUCUCCUUGCAGGGCAACAGGAUAGAAGUGCUGUGCUAAGUCUCCUGGGCUCUGACCUUCUUUUCUGCCAUGAGGUGGGGCCGCCAUUUGCCCAGAGCCUCUUGGGGCUCUGGUCUGGGCAGAUUACUCCAGACACCAGAGGAACAUGUCCCUUUCCCGAUGCACUGGAGUUGGCCCCUUAAAGGGGAGCCUCCCCUUGCACCCCAUAGGGCCUUUAUACGCCACUGUGGAAGCUCAGCCAGAAAUGGUCCCCCCUCAGGGAGGCAUGGACAGUUGUUCCGGAGCAUCUCUGCAGCUGAAGCUAUCCAGCGGCACCGCAGGAACCUGGCCGAGUGGUUCAGUCGGCUGCCCAGGGAGGAGCGCCAGUUUGGCCCAACCUUUGCACUAGACACGGUCCAUGUAGACCCUGUGAUUCGCGAGAGCACCCCUGAUGACCUGCUUCACCCACCAGCAGAGCUGGUCCUGGAGCAUCAGCCACGCCUGGCCGGGCUCCCCCCACUGGCCCUGUCUCAGCUCUUUGACCCAGAUGCCUGUGGGCGCCGGGUGCAGACAGUGGUGCUGUACGGGACCGUGGGCACAGGGAAGAGCACGUUGGUGCGCAAGAUGGUCCUGGACUGGUGUUACGGGCGGCUGCCAGCCUUCGAGCUGCUCAUCCCCUUCUCCUGCGAGGACCUGUCAUCCCUGGGCCCCACCCCAGCCUCCUUGUGCCAGCUUGUGGCCCAGCGCUACACACCCCUGAAGGAGAUUCUGCCUCUGAUGGCUGCUGCUGGUUCCCGUCUGCUCUUUGUGCUCCACGGCUUGGAGCAGCUCAACCUCGACUUCCGCUUGGCUGGCACCGGGCUUUGCAGUGACCCUGAGGAGCCAGAGGCACCAGCUGCCAUCAUUGUCAACCUGCUGCGCAAAUACAUGCUGCCGGAGGCCAGCAUUCUGGUGACCACCCGGCCCUCUGCCAUUGGCCGCAUCCCCAGCAAGUAUGUGGGCCGCUACGGUGAGAUCUGUGGCUUCUCUGAUACCAACCUGCAGAAGCUCUACUUCCAGCUCCGCCUCAACCAGCCAGACUGUAGGUACAGUGCUGGGGGUGCAGGUGUCUCAGCCACACCAGCUCAACAUGACAACCUGGUAGAGAUGCUCUCCCGGAACCUGGAGGGGCACCACCAGAUCACUGCUGCCUGCUUCCUGCCAUCCUAUUGCUGGCUAGUCUGUGCCACCCUGCACUUCCUGCAUGCCCCCGUACCAGCUGGACAGACCCUCACGAGCAUCUACACCAGCUUCCUGCGUUUAAACUUCAGUGGGGAGAUGCUGGACAGCACUGAUCCCUCCAAGCUGUCCCUGAUGGCCUAUGCAGCCCGAACCAUGGGCAAGUUGGCCUACGAGGGGGUGUCUUCCCGCAAGAUCUACUUCUCUGAAGACGAUGUCCGUGGUUGCCUGGAAGCUGGCAUCAGGAUGGAAGAGGAGUUUCAGCUGCUGCAUGUCUUCCGCCGGGAUGCCCUGAGGUUUUUCCUGGCUCCGUGUGUGGAGCCGGGGCACCCAGGCACCUUUGUGUUCACUGUGCCUGCGAUGCAGGAAUACCUGGCUGCACUCUACAUCGUGCUGGGUUUGCGUAAGACGACGCUGCAGCGUGUGGGCAAGGAAGUGUCUGAGUUAGUGGGUCGUGUUGGGGAGGACGUCAGCCUGGUCCUGGGCAUUGUGGCCAAGCUGCUGCCCCUGAGGGCCCUGCCUCUGCUCUUCAACUUGCUCAAGGUGGUUCCAGGAGUGUUCGGGCGUGUGGUGGGCAAGAGCCGCGAGGCCGUGGCCCAGGCCAUGGUGCUGGAGAUGUUCCGAGAGGAGGACUACUACAACGACGACGUCCUGGACCAGAUGGGGGCCAGCAUCCUGGGCGUGGAGGGCCCCCGCCGCCACCCUGAUGAGCCCCCCGACGAUGAGGUCUUUGAGCUUUUCCCCAUGUUCAUGGGGGGACUUCUUGCCGCCCACAACCGUGCCAUGCUGGCUCAGCUCGGCUGCCCCAUCAAGAACCUGGAUGCCCUGGAGAAUGCCCAGGCCAUCAAGAAGAAGCUGGGCAAGCUGGGCCGGCAGGUGCUGCCCCCCUCGGAGCUCCUUGACCACCUCUUCUUCCACUACGAGUUCCAGAAUCAGCGCUUCUCCGCUGAGGUGCUCAGCUCCCUGCGCCGGCUCAACCUGGCGGGUGUGCGCAUGACACCCCUCAAGUGCUCGGUGGUGGCUGCUGUGCUGGGCAGCGGAAGGCACGCCCUGGACGAGGUGAACUUGGCCUCCUGCCAGCUGGCCCCUGCUGGGCUGCGCACACUCAUGCCUGUCCUCCUGCGUGCCCGCAAGCUGGGCUUGCAACUCAACAGCCUGGGCCCUGAGGCGUGCAGGGACCUCCGAGACCUGCUGCUGCAUGACCAAUGCCAAAUUACCACCCUGCGGCUCUCCAACAACCCGCUGACGGCUGCGGGGGUGGCCGUGCUGGUGGAGGGGCUGGCCGGAAACACCUCGCUGACACACCUGUCCCUGCUGCACACGGGCCUUGGGGACGAGGGCCUGGAGCUGCUGGCUGCCCAGCUGGACCGUAACCAACAGCUUCAGGAGCUGAACGUGGCCUACAAUGGUGCUGGUGACACAGCAGCCCUGGCCCUGGCCACGGCUGCCCGGGAGCACCCUUCCCUGGAGCUGCUGCACCUCUACUUCAACGAGCUGAGCUCGGAGGGCCGCCAGGUGCUGCGGGACUUGGGGGGCACCACGAAAGGUGCCCGGGUCGUGGUGUCGCUGACCGAGGGGACAGCAGUGUCCGAGUACUGGUCGGUGAUCCUUUCUGAAGUCCAGAGGAACCUCAACAGCUGGGAUCGGGGCCGGGUGCAGCGCCACCUUGAGCUCCUGCUGCAGGAUCUGGAAGACAGCCGAGGAGCCACCCUUAACCCCUGGCGCAAGGCCCAGCUGCUGCGGGUGGAGGGCGAGGUCAGGGCUCUCCUGGGACAGCUGGGAGGCUCUGGAAGCUGAGACAGCGGCAGCCAGCACCUAGCUGUGUGACCCCUUCCCUGGGGGGCCUCUUCACUUGCACUAUUCCUUCUAGAAAGAUCCCUUUGGGGCUGGAGGCAAAGGAAUGGGCUUGGCUAUGCCAGUUGCCCUCCAGGGCUUUGUGUGACCACUGCUGCCAAGCCUAGAAUUUCCCUGGAACAUGCCUCCUCUCCCUUCAGCUAGAAGGACUGAAGGACGGGGCAUUUUGGUGGCCAGACUGCCUGAUAGCACCACCACCAACCUCAACGAGCUCUCCUCUCAGAGCAUCCUUGGUUGUGCCACAGGAGGCCCACUUCCUACGUCUGUCCAGCCAGGGGUGUUGCCGUGUGGAUGUGUUGGGGGACCUCCACCUUUUGCCUUUAUGUGUAUCUGGGGACGGUGAGGGUGCCCACAGCCACUUUGCUCCCUCAUUAGUGCUUUCUCCGGACACUCAGGGUACUGGUGCUCAGAGGCCCCUGCGGGCAUGUGUGCUUCCAUUAAAAAGCUGUGUGUCUUCCACUUAC